This is a messenger RNA of Trichomonas vaginalis G3, 663 nucleotides long. Its product is annotated as protein of unknown function, DUF4106 family. The record is from RefSeq and is a predicted model, not a curated record. NCBI's taxonomy places the organism in Eukaryota, Parabasalia, Trichomonadida, Trichomonadidae. The transcript has a single exon. The annotation marks the transcript as partial.
AUAUAUUCUAACUCUGACUUAGUUCAAACAGUAACAUGGGCAAACUAUGAAUGGUUCGCUUUGAGAAACUCAGUACAACCACAAGCUAGAGAACAAACAGACCAGUAUGCAACUAUUGAGAAAAUAAGAAGACUUGACCCUAACGUUCCAGGAGUUUAUGUUAACCUUUCUGGACAAACUGCAGCAGCAGUAACCAAAGUAAAACUGAAACUUAGAGUUCCUUUGUCAUCUUUCCUCAUCUUUAGGUUCUUAAGAUACUUACCAAACUGGGCAGGAAAAAUUUCUAUCGAACUUACUCCAAGCAAAAAUAACUUAGUCAUUGCACCAACACAAGACCCAUUCACUAUUACAGACGUAAAGGGAACAAAUCAAACGUCAUUCGCUGAAUUUUGCAAAGACAAAGUUGACUUAGACUUUGGUUUCUCAAACUUCAACAAUGAAGUAAACUAUUAUUUCAAUGCUGCUGGAACUGCUUGGGACCCAGUUAAGUUCACAUGCGAAAAAUUUGAAUGCAAGAGAAUAGAAAGCAGACUUGCAGUCUAUAUGUUGGACCCAGAUAUUUCAAAUGCUUUAGCUGCCAAAUAUAUUGCAGUUCCACUUAUGUUCCCUAUACACCAAAUAUCUGUCAAAGACUUUGCAACCCUGGUAUUAAAUAUCAUAUAA